AUGGCUCUGCUGAAGGUUCUGCUGCUGCUGGGGCUGGGUGUUUCAGUGAACUCAGAUGUUUCUCUGCAGAAGAGAAUCAUUGGAGGUCAUGACUGUGCUGUCACGGAGCGUCUCUAUCAUGUUCGGUUGGAGAGCUCCAAUGGUACUCAUACAAGCUUGUGUGGAGGAUCUCUGAUCCACCCUAAGUGGAUCCUGACUGCAGCUCACUGCUGUAAAUCGGAGACAGGGUGGAUUAAUCUAGCAAAGUUAAAAGUUCAUCCAGGGACUAGUAGACCGGUGAUUUCCAGAAUCUACACCAAUCCUGUGGUUUAUGCUCCUGGAGAAUGGCAGCAUGGCAUCAUGUUGCUGAAGCUUCAGACACCAGUAACAAAUGUCCCACUUGCUCCGCUACCAGACUGCAUUUACAGUCUUAGAAAAGACGAUGUUGUUCAGCUGGCAGGAGAGGGAGCAACGACAACCGGCCCUAAUAAUCAGCAAUUAUCCUAUGCUGCUGCCGCACCACAUCUUCAGUGUGUCGACAUGAAAGUUGUUGAGACUUCCCAUUUCCUGCAGCCAUAUGGGCAUGUAUUCUUUACUGCAGCAGUGAACAAGGAUGUAUGUUAUGGUGACUCUGGUUCAGCAGCGUUGUUCAAUGGCAAGGUUCAUGGUGUGAUUUAUCCGGGUGGAACAAACUCUGCAUGUCAAAGACCAGUCAUGGAUGUGUGUGAAUACAUUGGAUGGAUAAAAACAAAAACCGGGCCAUAAAUGAAACAUAAACUAUCAUGAAAUAAAAUUAUCCUCAAAUUUCCUCUCAGAAAUAAUUGUAUUAUUAUAUCUUGACCAGUUUGAUCCACAUGUUUGUAGAAUUAGAAUAAAUCAAUAGUUUUGUUUUUUCUCAUCUAACCUUGAUCUCCCUAAUGGAUCUUUCUCUGUGUCAGAAAUGAACAAUGAAUCAAUAAAUGCACGAAAAAUAAACAUUUCCUGGCUGAUCGUC
Molecule: messenger RNA, 973 nt
Organism: Gambusia affinis (western mosquitofish)
Lineage: Eukaryota; Metazoa; Chordata; Actinopteri; Cyprinodontiformes; Poeciliidae
Product: trypsin-like
Exons: 6
Coding region: 1-744 (247 amino acids)
Biological process (GO): proteolysis
Molecular function (GO): serine-type endopeptidase activity
Source: RefSeq, a predicted model, not a curated record